AUGUUGAAACUUGUGAAAUUGCCAAAGAAGCAAGGGCAUUUACACAACUAUGCUCUCAACCCACUUUCUGUCCCUGCAGGUCCCUGGGAAGAUAUCUCAUAUGAUUUCAUUGUCAAGUUUCCCAAGUGUAAGGGAUAUGACAGCAUUCUGGUGGUUGUAGACCGUUUCUCAAAGAUGAUGCACCUGGUUCCCUGCAAAGAAACUGCUACUGCUGAGGAUGUAGCUCAGAUGUUCUUGGAGCAUGUCUGGAAGCUACAUGGGACUCCCAAGCGCACUGUGUCUGACAGAGGGACUACAUUCAACUCCAAGUUCCUCAAAGCACUCUACAAAUCUCUGCAAAUCACUCCUAGUUUCUCUACUGCUUAUCACCCACAAUCUGAUGGACAAACUGAGAUCAAGAACCAAUGGCUAGAGGCUUACCUACGUCCCUUCAUUAAUCAUAGACAGUCUGAUUGGGUUGAUUGGCUUCCACUGGCUGAAUUUGCUCACAACAAUGCCAGAAGCAAAGCAACAGGCAAAUCGCCCUUUGAGAUUGUGUAUGGACGUUCUCCUGUCAUUUCACCACUCCUGGAACCCACUGGAUCACCUAUUGCAGAUGACAGAGCCAAGCAACUGGCUGAGACUAUUCAGGAAGUACAGGCAUCAAUCAAAUGGGCUCAGGAGCGCUACAAACAGGCAGACACAGGGAAACACCUCCUGAGUUUCAACCAGGAGACAAAACCACAAACAAUAUGGCCCUUCCCUGUCAUAGAAAGAGUGGGCUCUCACGCCUAUUGCCUGGCUCUCCCUGAGACCAUGAGAAUUCAUGAUGUGUUCCAUGUCAGCCUAUUGUCUGCUUUCAAACAAGACACAGAGUUUGAUUGCACAUUCACUCCUCCGCCGCCUGUAAUCACAGCAGAAGGAGAAGAAGAGUACGAAGUAGACAGAUUUGUAGAUUGGGCAGCAGAAGACGGAAUCUGGAAGUACAGGGAUCUACAACAUUGCAAGGACAAAUUGCGCAACUUCUUUGCUAAUUAUCCAGAUGCCCCAGCUGCCAACAACGCCAUCCCUGCAAAUGCGCGCAGAGUUAAAAGAGGCAAGAUAGUCAAGCAACUCAACAAGUCAAAAACUGCCUGCUUUGUCACUUUACAAGCUCUCACUGCCAAAACUCGCCCUGCUAACUCUUUUUGCGCUCCCCACUAUCCCAGCAUGCCCAUCUUCAGCUCCAUCGACGCCUUGGCCUACAACCCUUGCCUGAACAUUGAUUGCUACAUCAUGAACCCCAGAGGAGAUGAGAGCACACCUAGACAGCUCUGCCAACAUAAUUCACGCUCUAAUGAGCGCCAGCAGUCGCAACAAGGUCAGGUUCUUCAAGCGCAACUGUACAAGCACCCCAAGUGGGGAUUCCUCUAUUGGCUCGACCCCAGGGGAGAAGAAGGACCAGAUACACUGUAUGGAAAGCGAGUAUACCGCUGGUGGCACUUCAUUGCCUCCCAUCCAGGUGCUUUCAGGGAUCUGGCACAAUGGCAUCGCCAUGGGUUUGCUACCCCACCCCCUACAGUCUCCACACCUCCAUCUGCAAGAGCUGACCCAGGCGAUGCAGAACCUCAUUCUGCUUUACCCAGCGGACCCACCAGCCUACACAAGCAGGCCAGCAACGCCAUGACCCCUCCAGCACGCCCAGACACUCCCAGGCCAACAGAGCAUGCACCAGCCCUUGCCCUUCCCCCUAUUCUCCAGCACGCCAGACACUUGCUGGACCCCAGGGUACUUGUCCCCAGUGAGAGAAACACAAUGGGAGCCUCAGAACUACCUAGGAUGGAGCAAUGA
Rhizoctonia solani is the source of this 1809-nucleotide messenger RNA. Its product is annotated as Retrotransposable element Tf2 protein. Gene Ontology annotation, molecular function: nucleic acid binding. Lineage: Eukaryota; Fungi; Basidiomycota; Agaricomycetes; Cantharellales; Ceratobasidiaceae. The record is from RefSeq and is a predicted model, not a curated record. The coding region runs from base 1 to 1809 and encodes 602 amino acids. The transcript is spliced from 3 exons. Gene Ontology annotation, biological process: DNA integration.